Beauveria bassiana ARSEF 2860 is the source of this 2265-nucleotide messenger RNA. Its product is annotated as chloride channel protein. Gene Ontology annotation, biological process: transmembrane transport; chloride transport. Lineage: Eukaryota; Fungi; Ascomycota; Sordariomycetes; Hypocreales; Cordycipitaceae. Gene Ontology annotation, molecular function: voltage-gated chloride channel activity. Gene Ontology annotation, cellular component: Golgi apparatus; early endosome; membrane. The transcript is spliced from 2 exons. The coding region runs from base 1 to 2265 and encodes 754 amino acids. The record is from RefSeq and is a predicted model, not a curated record.
AUGAUUUUUCGUAAUUCUCUAACCCCUACUGUCAUGGCUUCGGCAAGGGAAGAGCUGUCAGAGACGGCACCGCUCUUGGCCGCAGAAUACCAGUCUCGCACACAAACCCAUCCUUUACCCGCGCAAUCCGUUCCCGCCCCGUACAGUGGCUACGGCACCGCAGAUUGGCUCCGCGCACUCGUCCAGAGCACCCACGCUGAGGCGGCGGCGGCGGCGGCGGCGGCGGCGCCACCCCGAUGGUGGCUGCCGGCGCAGGGCUGGCUCGCCGCGUGCGUCGUUGGCGUCGCCACAGCGCUCGUCGCUUUCGUCGUCGACGUCAGCGUCGAGACCGUCUCGGACUGGAAGAGCGGCCGCUGCGCCGCGGGGCGGUUCUGGCAAAACAGACGCGCAUGCUGCGCCCUGGACGGGGGCAUGUGCCAGCAGUGGAAACCCUGGGCGGUGGCCUUUUCGCGCGCAUACUUGAUUUAUGUCGUGUUGGCGCUUGCGUUUGGCGCGUUUGCGUCGGCGCUGUCCCUGACUACGAGGCACGAUUUGGUGGUGGCCCAGCCAGAAUUGGACAGUCUCUCGCCGCGACAUGGACAGCAGCAGCAGCAGCAGCAGCAGCAGCAGACUGUCGUGGUCAAGACAAUAUACAUGGCGACGGGCAGCGGUAUCCCCGAAAUCAAAUCGGUGCUCUCGGGCUUUGACAUUCCGCACCUGCUCAGCUUCAAAGUCAUGGUCGUCAAGUCGGUCGGCGCCGUCUUUGCCGUCGCCACGGCCAUGUGCCUCGGCAAGGAAGGCCCCUUUGUGCACAUUGCCACCUGCAUCGGGCAUUUGGUUGCCGCCCGCCUGCCGCAGUACGCUGACAACGCGAUGCGCAUGCGCGAGAUACUCAGCAUCGCCUGCUCCGCGGGUCUCUCCGUCGCCUUUGGCGCGCCCAUCGGCGGCGUCCUCUUCAGCUACGAGGAGAUUAGCACCUACUUUCCCCGGCGGGUGCUCUGGCGGGCGUUUUUGUGCUCGCUGGUGGCGGCGGCGGUCCUGAAGCAGCUGAAUCCGACGGGCACGGGCAAGCUGGUGCUCUUUGAGACAAACUACGGCGUUGACUACGACGUUGCGCACUACGCCGUGUUUAUCCUGCUGGGCGUCUGCGGGGGCGUCUUUGGCGGUGUCUUUUGCUACGCGAAUGGUCUGUGGUCGAGGACGUUUCGACAGAUUCCGCUCAUCAAAAGCAGCCCCGUGCUAGAAGUAUGCGUCGUCGUGCUCGUUACGGCGCUGCUGCAGUACCCGAACCCGCUGAUUCGGGAGACGGGCGACAAGGUCAUGGAGCAGCUGCUCGUCGACUGCAACGACAUGGACGAGGGCUGGAUCUGCGCAGCCGAGGCCGCCGGUGCGCAGGGCAAAGGAUCCUACUAUGCGUGGCUCGUCUCGGGGACGCUCGUCAAGCUGGUGCUCACAAUCAUCACGUUUGGCUGCAAGGUGCCCUCGGGCGUCAUCAUCCCCGCGCUCGACGCCGGUGCACUCUUUGGGCGUAUGGUCGGCCAGCUCGUGCCGGACAUUUCCCCCGGCAUCUUUGCCAUGGUCGGAUCCGCAGCAUUUCUGGCCGGCGUGUGCCGCAUGACGGUGAGCCUGGCCGUCAUCAUGUUUGAGCUGACGGGCGAGGUCAAGUACAUUCCGCCCUUUAUGGUGGCCAUCCUGACAGCGAAAUGGGUCGCCGACUACAUCAGCACAGACGGCGUGUACGAUGUCGCGCAAACCCUGGUGGGUCAUCCGUUUCUGGAUUCGGAACAGGCUGUAGAAAAGCUGAGAGAGCACAAUCGCACAAGGGCGCCUCUCCGUGCCGAAGCGCUGCUGUCUCGGUCGCACAGGGCCAACGGGCUGACGCUGCGAGUCACGGCGGAGCGACAAGUCGAGGUGGCGCAUCUCCGCAGCAAGCUGGCCGAGGUCAGGGAGAAUCACAUUUGGGAACCCGGGUUCAUCUUGGUGAAUGAGAGCGGCAUCUGCUGCGGCUACGUCUCGGGUGAUGAUUUGCGCACGAUUGUAGCCGCCAUUGACAAGGACGCCAUGGCGGAACAAGGCGGCGUCGUCAACCUCGCGACAGAUGACUUUUCAGCCCUGAUUGACACAAGCCCGGUGUGCGUAUCGGCAAUGGCCCCCGUAGAGCACGCCGUGGAAAUGUUUGGCAAGCUGGGCGUGGCCUAUGUCGCUGUGGUUGCCGAGGACUCGUCGCGAUUCGUGGGCUUGGUGACGAGAAAAGACUUGCUGUGCUUUCUGGACUCGCUAUUGUAA